AAAAAAAUAAAAGAGGGGAAAAAAAAUUGGUUAGCUAGAGUUAGAACUAGAAAGUCCAAUCUCUCUAAUUAGGUUAGGGUUUUAAAGUAAUGUGAAACUGCAAUUCACUUCUGACGGCCAAAUUAGGACGUCUUAUACAUCUCUCUCUAUAGUUUAUGAAAUUCUAGAACAGGACAGAGACUGCCAUGGAUGCGAACAGCGAAGAAUUCGGAGUGGGCUGUAUUCUAUCAAUCAAAACCACCCUGGGCGAUGAGUUCGACGGCCAAGUUAUCACUUUCGAUCGGCCCUCCAACAUCCUCAUCCUUCAAGAGGGUUUGAACUCUGGAUCUGGACCACGGCGAAACAUUAGGCUAUUGAAGGCCAACUACAUUAAGGAGUUCUCUUACUUGGGUAAAGCCGAAGACCCUCUUGAUCUCAAAAAAUGUUACCUUGAUCUUCCUAGUCUCCAAGCUAGGGAAGAAUCAGCAAUUAGACAAGCAGAGAUGGAAGCUGAGAGGAUAGGUGUGGGUGUUACCCCUGAGGCUCAGAACAUUUUUGAUGCAUUGUCUAAAACGCUUCCAGUGCGCUGGGACAAGACUGUCAUAGUUGUGAUGAAGGAAGUGCGUGUUUGCAGUCCAUAUCUUCCUGAGUCUGUCAGUGGAGGAACUCCUGCUGCCAAUGAGCGGGUGAAGAAAGUGCUUGAGCUUGAAAGGAAGAGGUUGCUAUCUCGUGGUACUGGUCAGUAAUGGUUUCACCUAGCAUUGUAAGAUUGCAGGGGAAAACACCUUGAGGGUGGCCCUAUUGUCGAGCUUUGCUUUCUAUUCAGGGAUACAAGAUCAUUUGUUUGUCCUUGCAGUGUUAGACGUGACCAGUGAUGUCAAAUUCUUAGUAGGCGUGGCAGCAUAGAAUCGACCAGGUGAAUGUCUGAUGAAAUGGAUUGAGUUUGACAACUGAACCUAUCUGAAUAGAUAUCCAUUUGGUCGAUUUGGAUUUUAAUUGUAAAUCUGUUAUUGGAAUGAAUGGGUCAGAUAUGGAUCUUCUUUGGAAAAUCCUCCGUGAAUUAGAGUCAAAAGUGAAUAUGAAUGGGCAUGAAAUGGAUCUGUUUGAACUUUGAUUAGAUAUCUGAUCCCCAAGCCAAGUUCAUUUUAUUAUUA
Messenger RNA from Cornus florida, 1133 nucleotides. RefSeq lists its product as uncharacterized. The transcript has 6 exons. Bases 186 to 725 code for a protein of 179 amino acids. The record is from RefSeq and is a predicted model, not a curated record. Lineage: Eukaryota; Viridiplantae; Streptophyta; Magnoliopsida; Cornales; Cornaceae.